Molecule: messenger RNA, 1645 nt
Organism: Drosophila melanogaster (fruit fly)
Lineage: Eukaryota; Metazoa; Arthropoda; Insecta; Diptera; Drosophilidae
Gene: psh
Product: persephone
Exons: 7
Coding region: 299-1483 (394 amino acids)
Biological process (GO): defense response to fungus; positive regulation of melanization defense response; Toll receptor ligand protein activation cascade
Cellular component (GO): extracellular region
Molecular function (GO): serine-type endopeptidase activity
Source: RefSeq, marked reviewed
CGGUCAGAACCGUCGUCCCAGCCUGACCGUUUCAAUCCGCCGCGUCUGUGACCAUAUCGGUCAGAUUCUCUCCGCCAUAGCCACCGGUUUUAAAGCUCCAUUGAGUUUACGUCGUGUGCAGUUUUGUUUUUGCUGGUUUCCUCGUGUUUUGCUUGAUUUAUUGUAUUGUAUUCCUUGUGUUUUUGUGCUGUGCUUCCGAUUGCCAUACUCGGAGUGAUCGGUGCACUCGAAGAACAUCGAAACAGCGACGUAUUCCCUUAUCAAAGUCUGGCAAAAGGUUGUGUCGAAGCGAAUUAAGAUGCCAUUGAAGUGGUCCCUGCUACUCGGCACUUUUGUGCUCAUCAGCUGCUCCUCCGUGGAAGCAGCCGUCACAGUGGGUCGGGCCUGCAAGGUGACGGAUACCAUGCCCGGUAUCUGCAGAACAUCCUCCGAUUGUGAGCCCCUAAUCGAUGGCUACAUCAAGUCGGGAGUCCUGACGCUCAACGAUGUGCCCAGCUGUGGCCUCGGCGCUUGGGGUGAGAUCUUCUGCUGUCCCACCAAGCCGUGCUGUGACAAUAGUACCAUAACAAGCGUUUCCACAAGCUCCACCACAAGCACAAAAGCUCCAAUGACCAGUGGUCGUGUCGAUGUGCCCACGUUCGGAAGCGGUGAUCGCCCAGCAGUGGCAGCCUGCAAGAAGAUUCGCGAGCGAAAACAGCAGAGGAGCGGCAAUCAAUUGGUCAUACACAUCGUGGGCGGUUAUCCGGUUGAUCCGGGUGUAUAUCCCCAUAUGGCGGCCAUUGGUUACAUCACUUUUGGCACCGAUUUCCGAUGCGGCGGAUCGCUAAUCGCCAGUCGCUUCGUCCUGACCGCCGCACAUUGUGUCAACACCGAUGCCAAUACGCCGGCCUUUGUUCGCUUGGGAGCUGUGAACAUUGAAAAUCCAGACCAUUCCUACCAGGAUAUCGUCAUACGAAGCGUUAAGAUCCAUCCGCAGUAUGUGGGCAAUAAGUACAACGAUAUCGCCAUUUUGGAACUGGAACGUGAUGUCGUCGAGACGGAUAACAUCCGGCCCGCUUGUCUCCAUACGGAUGCCACCGAUCCGCCAUCGAACUCCAAGUUCUUUGUCGCCGGUUGGGGCGUCCUAAAUGUAACCACUCGGGCGCGAUCUAAGAUCCUGUUGCGCGCUGGUCUGGAGCUGGUGCCUCUGGACCAAUGCAAUAUAUCCUAUGCGGAGCAGCCCGGUUCCAUAAGGUUGCUCAAGCAGGGCGUGAUCGAUUCGUUGCUGUGCGCCAUUGAUCAAAAGCUCAUCGCCGACGCAUGCAAGGGCGACUCCGGUGGGCCGCUCAUUCAUGAGCUCAACGUGGAGGACGGCAUGUACACCAUCAUGGGCGUCAUCUCGUCGGGAUUCGGAUGCGCCACCGUCACACCGGGACUCUAUACGCGUGUCUCGUCCUAUCUGGACUUUAUCGAGGGCAUUGUCUGGCCGGACAAUCGGGUGUAAAGUUGGGAAAAGUAAAGUUUUUGUUUUUUUUGUAUGUAUAUUAUUUCUAUUUGGGAUCAGGACUGCCUGAUCCAUCGCAAUUGGCAAACACUCAUCUGUGAUCUCUAUGAGCACCGCGAUCGAACCAUUUAAUACCAAUAAAGUAGAUACGUUUUAAGAUAU